This is a messenger RNA of Pangasianodon hypophthalmus (striped catfish), 1375 nucleotides long. RefSeq names its product leukotriene B4 receptor 1-like. Gene Ontology annotation, molecular function: G protein-coupled receptor activity. Bases 143 to 1033 code for a protein of 296 amino acids. NCBI's taxonomy places the organism in Eukaryota, Metazoa, Chordata, Actinopteri, Siluriformes, Pangasiidae. The transcript has a single exon. The record is from RefSeq and is a predicted model, not a curated record. Gene Ontology annotation, cellular component: membrane. Gene Ontology annotation, biological process: immune response; G protein-coupled receptor signaling pathway.
UAUUUUCUUACCAUGACUUCUGGAAGCGUACCUUUUUUCAUCAUAAAUGCGAUCUUUAUCAACAAAGGAAACCACCGAAACUUACACUUCUGCUUACUUCAUUAGCUAGAGUUUCUUCCAAGCCACAACAGAGCAUCUAACAAUGCAGCAGCUCAACUCAUCAAACAGCUCGCUCACCACUCCUUUCUCAACUGAAAAUCUGAUUGCCAGUAGUGUACUGGCAGUUUGCUUCAUACUGGGAGUCCCUGCUAACAUAACAGUAAUGGUACGUCUUGCUGGAUGGCUGAAGGAAGGCAGUUUCACCCCGAGACUGAUGCUAAGCCUGGCUGUAUCAGAUGUGCUCACUCUGCUUUUUCUGCCGGUUUGGAUUUGGGCUCUUCUGCAUGGCUGGGUCUUUGGCUUGGUCCUGUGUAAGCUUCUCUCCUAUUUGGUGUACUUAAGCCUGUACUGCAGCAUGCUGUGUGUGAUUUUGAUGAGCGUACAGCGAUACAUGCAAGUGCUACAUCCUCAGAAAUGGAACAAGCUUGGCAGAAAAGGAAAGAAGAUCCUUGUGAGUGGGAUUUGGAUCCUAAGUGGAGUAUUAUCAUCCUAUGCUCUCGUACAGCGCACGCUAAGCUUGGAUAUGGAAGGACACCUUCAGUGCAAGCGACGCUAUCAUAAUAAUGUUGAAAGAGUGGCUACUUUAAUCUGGGAGAUUACAGUUUUUGUGAUUUCGUUCCCCACACUGACUUACUUCUACUUUCAUCUUUCCCGAGGAGUUAAUAACUCAGCUUUCUUUAGCAGUCAGUCAUUGACAAAGCUGGUGACCAGAAUCGUGGCAUGUUUCUUUAUUUUUUGGAUCCCGUUACAAAUCUCCAACAUUGUGAUCAUUACUGCUGCGUUGCUUGGGAAUUACAAUCUGUUAAAAUCUGCAGAAUCAGGAGACAAUAUUACUGGAGCUCUAACUUUCAUUAACAGUUGUGUGAACCCCUUUCUUUACGCCUUCUCUGCUCGGGCUGUACGUCAGCAAGCAACAGGAACAGAAAAUGCUUAGUUACUUCAUGAUGUAGAGGUUUGAAUCAUUGAAUGUAUUUUUUUUUUUUUUGUAUAUUUUUUUUAAACUUUUAAUCUGCCUAAAAAAAUUUGGGUAAUGCUAAAGCAUAAUGGCCUGAAACAAAGGAGUAAGUCUUAAACUAAAGAUAAAGUCCAAACCUCAUGCCAGUUGAGAAAUUGUGACAGAACCUGAAGAGAGCUGUUAACAUAGGAUUUUUCCAGGAAAUGUUUGGUGUAGGUUAUUGCUCACUGAAGAAUAUUCAGGGUUCAUACUUUUUCCGGUCUGCACUGUAAAGGUUAAAUGUGUUCAAUUCAACAUUGAUUAAAAGUACAGUUUUCAGUU